Molecule: messenger RNA, 4176 nt
Organism: Pan troglodytes (chimpanzee)
Lineage: Eukaryota; Metazoa; Chordata; Mammalia; Primates; Hominidae
Product: mucin-20
Exons: 8
Coding region: 96-2741 (881 amino acids)
Source: RefSeq, a predicted model, not a curated record
CUUGGUCCUAAGUGCCACUGUCUGUGCCGAGUUUUUCAAAGGUCAGAGCAGAUUGAACCUUUGUGGUUUCAUUUUCCCUGAUUUUGAUUUUUCUUAUGGGGAACCUGUGUGGCUGCAUUCAAGGUGACUCGAAGAAGCCUUCCAAAAAGCAUGUGAAAAGGGAGCCCUCCUCUACUACCAAGGUGACUUCAGGGAGCACAUUCAAUGAGAAUACAAGAAGAUAUGCUGUGCACACCAACCAGUGUAGGAGACCUCAUGGCUCCCGGGUAAAGAAGAAGAGGUACCCACAAGAAGAUGACUUCCAUCAUACAGUCUUCAGCAACCUUGAAAGACUGGACAAGCUUCAGCCCACUCUUGAAGCCUCUGAGGAGUCUCUAGUUCACAAGGACAGAGGAGAUGGAGAGAGGCCAGUCAACGCGAGGGUGGUGCAGGUGGCCCCUCUGAGGCGUGAAUCUACUCCCCAUGAGGACACCGUACACGACAUCGCUAAUGAGGACGCUGUAUAUGACAUCGCUACUGAGGACGCCAUAUAUGACAUCGCUAACGAGGACGCCAUCCAGGGCAUCGCAAACGAGGACGCCGCCCAGGGCAUCGCUAACGAGGAAGCCGUCCACGACAUCGCUAACGAGGACGCCGCCCAGAGCAUCGAUAACGAGGACGUGGUCCACUACAUCGCUAACGAGGACGCCACCCAGGGCAUCGUUAACGAGGACGCUGUCCACAAUAUCGAGGACGUUGUCCACAAUAUCGCUAACGAGGACGCCACCCAUGGCGUCGCUAACGAGGUCGCCGCCCAGGGCGUCGCUAACGAGGACGCCGCCCACGCCGUCGCUAACGAGGACGCCGCCCACGGCGUCGCUAACGAGGUCGUCAUCCACGGCGUCGCUAACGAGGACGUCGCCUAUGGCGUCGCUAACGAGGAUGCCGCCCAGGGCAUCGCAAACGAGGAUGCCGCCCAGGGCAUCGCUAAGGAGGACGCCGCCCAGGGCAUCGCACACGAGGACGCCGCCCAGGGCAUCGCUAACGAGGUCGCCGUCCACGGCAUCGCUAACGAGGUCGCCGUCCACGGCGUCGUUAAAGAGGUCGCCGCCCAGGGCAUCGCGAACGAGGACGCCGCCCAGGGCGUCGCUACCGAGGACGCCGCCCAGGGCGUCGCUAACCAGGUCGCCGUCCACGGCGUCGCUAACGGGGACGCCGUCCACGGCGUCGCUAACGGGGACCCCAUCCAGGGCGUCGCUAACGGGGACCCCGUCCAGGGCGUCGCUAAGGAGGACGCCGUCCAGGGCGUCGCUAAAGAGGUCGCCGCCCACGGCGUCGCUAACGAGGAUGCCGCCCACGGCGUCGCUAACGAGGUCGCCGUCCAGGGCGUCGCUAACGAGGACGCCGCCCAUGGCGUCACUAACGAGGUCGCCGCCCAGGGCGUCGCUAACGAGGACGCCGUCCACGGGGCCGCUAACGAGGUCGCCGUACAGGGCGUCGUUUACGAGGACGCCCUCCACGGCGUCGCUAAUGAGGACGCCGCCGACAGCGUCGCUAACGAGGUCGCCGCCCAGGGCGUCGCUAACGACGAUGCCGCCCACGGCGUCGCUAAGGAGGACGCCGCCCACGGCGUCGCUAACGAGGACGCCGCCCAGGGCGUCGCUACCGAGGAUGUCGCCGACCUCAUCGCUAACGAGGACGCCGUCCACGGCAUCGCUAAGGAGGACGCCGCCCACGCGAUCGCUAAGCCGGACGCCGCCCGCGGCAUCACUAACGAGGACGCCACGGCAUCGCUAACGAGGUCGCCGCCCACGGCGUCGCUAAGGAGGAUGCCGCCCACAGCGUCGCUGAGGACGCAGCCCACACCGUCGCUAAGCAGGACGCCGUCCACGGCGUCGCUAACGAGGACGCCGUCCACGGCGUCGCUAACGAGGUCGCCGCCCAGGGCGUCGCUAACGAGGUCGCCGUCCACGGCGUCGCUAACGAGGACGCCGUCCAGGGCGUCGCUAAAGAGGUCGCCGCCCACGGCGUCGCUAACGAGGACGCCGCCCACGGCGUCGCUAACGAGGUCGAAGUCUAGGGUAUCACACACAAGGACGCCGUCCAGGGCAUCGCGAACGAGGACGCCGCCUAUGGCAUCACUAAUGAGGACGCCGCCGACGGCAUCGCUAAGGAGGACGCCGCCCAGAGUAUCGCUGAUGAGGUCGAAGUCCAGGGCAUCGCACACGAGGACGCCAUCCACGGCGUCGCUAACGAGGACGCCGUCGACGGCGUCGCUAACGAGGUCGCCGCCCAGGGCGUCGCUAACGACGAUGCCGCCCACGGCGUCGCUACGGAAGAUGCCGCCCAGGGCGUCGCUACCGAGGACGCCGCCCACGCGAUCGCUAAGCAGGACGCUGCCCACGGCAUCGCUAACGAGGACGCCGCCCAGGGCAUCGCUAACGAGGACGCCGCCCAGGGCAUCGCUAACGAGGUCGCCGUCCACGGCGUCGCUAUCGAGGACGCCGUCCAGGGCGUUGCUAAAGAGGUCGCUGCCCACGGUGUCGCUAACGAGGACGCCGCCCAUGGCGUCACUACCGAGGACGCCGACGACGGCGUCGCUAAGGAGGACGCCGCCCACGGCGUCGCUAACGAGGAUGCCGCCCACGCGAUCGCUAAGCCGGACGCCGCCCGCGGCAUCACUAACGAGGUCGCUGCCCAGGGCAUCGCUAAGCAGGACGCCGCCCACGGCAUCGCUAACGAGGACGCCACGGCAUCGCUAAUGAGGUCGCUGCCCAUGGCGUCGCUAACAAGGACGCCACCCAGGGCGUCGCUAAGGAGGACGCCGCCCACGGCGUCGCUAAGGAGGAUGCCGCCCACGGCGUCGCUAAGGAGGAUGCAGCCCACACCGUCGCUAAGCAGGACGCCGUCCACGGCGUCGCUAACGAGGUCGCCGCCCAGGGCGUCGCUAACGAGGUCGCCGCCCACGGCGUCGCUAACGAGGAUGCCGCCCACGGCGUCGCUAACGAGGAUGCCAUCCAGGGCGUCGUUAACGAGGACGCCCUCCACGGCGUCGCUCACGAGGAUGCCGCCCAGGCGAUCGCUAAGCCGGAUGCCGCCCACGGCAUCGCUAACGAGGUCGCCGCCCAGGGCAUCGCUAACGAGGUCGCCGUCCACGGCAUCGCUAUCGAGGACGCCGUCCAGGGCGUCGCUAACGAGGCCGCCGCCCAGGGCAUCGCUACCGAGGACGUCGCCAACCGCAUCGCUGAGGAUGCUGCCCAUGGCAUCACUAACGAGGAGGCCGCCCAGGCCAUCGCUAAGCAGGACGCCGCCCACGGCAUCACUAACGAUGAGUCCGCCCAGGGCGUCGCUAACGAGGUCGCCGCCCAGGGCGUCGCUAACGAGGAUGCCGUCCACGGCGUCGCUAACGAGGUCGCCGUCCACGGCGUCGCUAACGAGGACCCCGUCCAGGGCGUCGCUAACGAGGACGCCGCCCACGGCGUCGCUAACGAGGUCGCCGUCCAGGGCGUCGCUAACGAGGACGCCGUCCAGGGCGUCGCUAACGAGGACGCCGUACACAGCAUCGCUAACAAGGACUCCGUAUACGACAUCGCUAAUGAGGAUGCCGUAUAUGACAUCGCUAAUGACACCGUACAAGGCACGCUAACAAGGACGCUGUACAGGACAUCGCUAAUGAGGACACCAUACAAGGCAUCGGUAAUGAGGACGCUGUAUACGACAUCGCUAACGAGGACACCGUACAAGCCGUCGCUAACAAGGACACUGUACACAACAUCGCUAAUGAGGGCACCGUACAAGACAUCACCAAUGAGGGCGCUUUAUACGACAUUGCUAAUGAUACCGACAAGGCACGCUAACGCGGACGCUGUACACGACAUCGCUAAUGAGGACACCGUAUAAGACAUCGCUAGUAAGUAUCGCAAGAACAAAAAACCAAACACUGCAUAUUCUCACUCAUAGGUGGGAAUUGAACAAUGAGAUCACAUGGACACAGGAAGGGGAAUAUCACACUCUGGGGACUGUUGUGGGGUGGGGGGUGGGAGGGAUAGCAUCGGGAGAUAUACCUAAUGCUAGAUGACGAGUUAGUGCGUGCAGCACACCAGCAUGGCACAUGUAUACAUAUGUAACUAACCUGCACAAUGUGCACAUGUACCCUAAAACUUAAAGUAUAAUAAUAAAAAAAGACAUUGCUAGUGA